AUGAAUUCUAGAAGUGAUGCUUAUCAUGCAGUUAAGCGUGGUCCGAUAAAACUUAAAGGAAAUAAAUCAUUGUUUUCUAAUAAAUCCAAGAAAAAGAAGAAAUUUGGAGAGAGCGAUGGCACGCCGACUAAUCCGGAUGUCGAGAUUCAUGGUGGUUGGAGAUCAAUAGAGAAUGAAACUGAUCUUCGAGGUGGUAUAAACAUAUGCAUUGAAUGUGACACAACGCCAGGGACAUAUCUGGCUGCCAUGGAUAAUGGCCGAUUUACGAUUGGUGGACCACACUUAGCUGGCGAAGGACCAAAUCCAGAAGAAAUGCUUACAUUAAUAAAAACACCAGAUGAUGUGCUUAUCAGCAUGAAAACAGGUUUUGGCAAAUAUGUUGGCGUUGAUUCAGAAGGGAACCUUAUCGCUACAGCUGAUGCUAUUGGAACGAGAGAACGUAUGAUUGUUGUCUUCCAGGAGGGUAAAACCGCAAUACAGUCUGCUUCGAACAAUCUCUUUUUGAGCAUGAAACCUGAUGCUGAAGGUUAUAUACGUGUUACAAGUCGAAAAGCGGAAGUUGAUGAAAUGAUUAAGUUACGAACCGACUCCAAAAAGGAAGGACCUGUUGACUGGCGUUCAGAGGAAGAUAGAAAAUCGGCUGCCGAAUGCGAAACAAGCUAUGUGAAAAUGUAUCAGCAUUCGAAAGUUGCCGUUAAAGGAAAAUAUAUAAAUAUCAAUUUGGACGAUAAAGAAUCCGUGCGUCGUGCCCAGCAAGAAGGCAACUUACAUGAAUUGUUAUUGGAACGUCGGGUUAAAACAAAAAGUGAUAAAUAUUGCUGA
Molecule: messenger RNA, 822 nt
Organism: Brugia malayi
Lineage: Eukaryota; Metazoa; Nematoda; Chromadorea; Rhabditida; Onchocercidae
Gene: Bma-frg-1
Product: FRG1 protein homolog, putative
Exons: 7
Coding region: 1-822 (273 amino acids)
Cellular component (GO): nucleolus; catalytic step 2 spliceosome; striated muscle dense body
Molecular function (GO): actin filament binding
Source: RefSeq, a predicted model, not a curated record